Molecule: messenger RNA, 1713 nt
Organism: Vigna angularis (adzuki bean)
Lineage: Eukaryota; Viridiplantae; Streptophyta; Magnoliopsida; Fabales; Fabaceae
Exons: 3
Coding region: 166-585 (139 amino acids)
Cellular component (GO): cytochrome b6f complex
Source: RefSeq, a predicted model, not a curated record
UUUUCUUUUCAACCAACCACACUCUUUCUUUCCACCUUAUCCUUUGGUUCCUCUGGAUCCAAAAACAUACAAAGUCCCUUCCAUACCAUACCACUGUGAACUCUCCUUCAAGAACCACACCACAGGAUAUAGAAAAGCCAUUCCAGCUUCACCACCAAGAAGAGAAUGACCAUGACCAGUGCAGCAACUCCAGCCUCAAUCCCUGUUGUGGGAAGCUCCAGUGUUGGCAGCACAAGGAGAAGGGAGAGGAGAGUGCACUUCAUCAGAGGGAUCAAUUCUUUUGGGGGGUUGAAGGCUCAGAACAGUGUGACAUCAUUAGGCUUUCCUGUGUGCACUGAGCAGUGCUUUGCAAAGGUGGUGAGCUCUUUGAAAUAUCCAUCUAAGGGUAGAAGAGGAGGUGCUGCCGCCUCAACCUGCAAUGCUGCUGCUGAGAUUUUCCAAACUGCUGGCAUCAUGAAUGGGCUUGUUCUUGUUGGGGUUGCUGUGGGAUUUGUCCUUCUUCGAAUUGAAGCAUUUGUGGAAGAGACUGAGAUCACUUGUAAUACCUCGAGAAUGAUCUUCGAAGUAUUUGGAUUUGUAAGAUGAAAAAGGUCUCCACAACAUCUCUAUUCUUGAAGUUUUUUCUGAGUAUUUUGGUAUUGUGCAACAAAUCUAUAUUAUCCCUGGGUUUGAAGAUGUAAUCGACAUAUAAUACCAAAACGGCAAAUUUUUUCACACUGCUAAAAUUGAAUUAGAUACAAUCAUUAACCAAAUGUCUCAAAAUCAUUAGUGGUAAUAAUUAGAUGAAAUUUGUAAUACCGUUGUGGGAAACCAGUUUAAGGCCUGAAUUUAUUUAGUUUUUGGAACGUCUGAAACAGUUUUUUGGUUACACUUUAUAGUGUGUUUCAUCAAUGUUGCCACCUAAAAGAAAAACAUUUUACAUCCAUUUGAUGCUUGCCAAAACCUAGAUUUGGUACCUAUCACUCUGUAGUCCUCACUUGUCCAUUUGUGUAUUACCAUCCCUGCAAGCAAGAACACUCCCAUCCGGUGUUUUUGUUAUUUAUUUAUUUUAUAUAUCCAUUUAUAACUAGUAGGUUUAACAUAUUUAGGUAAUUUAUCAACCACUAAUUUAUUUAUUUCAUUCAUGACAUCACUUUUCAGAGUUAAAACUUUAUAUAGAUUAACUAAAGUUCGCUACAAUCCAAUUUCAUCCCAUGCUCUUCAAGAACUAUAACAAUCAUCCAAAAUGCACUUCUUUUACUAUAAGGAGGUUGAGUUUUAGCGCCUUGAAUGAUGCUAGGAUUAACAUACUAAAAAAAUUACUAGAUCUAUUCUUGAAUAAAUGAUAGGUAUGUUCAUCUCAAUAUGAUUUUUCAAAAACCUAAGUUGCUUUUAAUUCAUAAGAGAAAAUGGUUUGGCUAAGAUAUCAUAAUCAGUUUGGAAUUCUCCUCUUUCUUUCUACAUGAUUUCUACAUGAUGUCAAUGUUACAAUAUCAAAGUUUAGUACUUUCCAUAUUGUUUUUGUGAUUUUGGUCGACCAAAGAGGUGCAAAUAAACUAUUUUUAACCUCAACUUUGAAAAGUGAUACUUUUGAUAUAUGUAAAUAUUGGUAUUAGACAUCAGGUUCAAAUUCAGAAAAGAUAAACAUUAAAGUUUUAAAAGAAAAUGUCAACACCAAUGAGUGUGUUUGACUCUAAUGUGGAUAGAUUGAGUAUGGUGGUUAAUAAUUAUGGG